Molecule: messenger RNA, 3079 nt
Organism: Mugil cephalus (flathead mullet)
Lineage: Eukaryota; Metazoa; Chordata; Actinopteri; Mugiliformes; Mugilidae
Exons: 2
Coding region: 629-2842 (737 amino acids)
Source: RefSeq, a predicted model, not a curated record
UGUAAUGAAUUAGAAUUGGUUGUUAAUCUGCCAAGCAACGCCACAGUGACCAGCAUAAUAAGAAUAAGAAUGCUAGACUGAAUACAGAAAGAGAGUGGAAUCUGAGAGUCAGUAGUUACAGCCACAGAUUAUCAUCGUGUCUGAAUACACUGCCAGAGGACAGAAAGAGAGAGAGAAAGCAGAGAAAGCAUGGAACCGAGUGGGAGGGAAGUAGGGACGGCUACUUAACUGAGGAUGAACUGCUGUGUGAUUGUGGUCUGCUCCAGUCGUGUUUGCCGUUCCAGUAGCAGAAAUGGGAGAUUCAGCACUUUUUUGUCAGUUAAAGGACGAUCUGCUGGGUUGACUGAUACCGAGCCAAACAGUCAACAGUACCAGGGGAUGCAUUUUUAUUAAAAAAAAAAACAACUUGGAAUUUACAAUCGGUGAGUUCCUGUCCAUGUGGAUUUAAUCAAUCUUUCAAGAUGAUAUCUCCAGGUUGCUCAUUUGUUCCUAUAUGUGAUGGUGCAGGUACUUGCUCGUGUGCAGUUUAAGAUGCUGGCUUAUGGUUAAACCAUUCUAAGAAGCAAUCAAAGAGGUAGUGGUUUGUCCAUGUGUGGGAACAGCUGAUCACAAUCGCCAAUUCUCAGGGAUGUUCCCCAGAGGACAACUGAGCGGACAGGAUGAACCCUACAACUCAGAGCCACUUCCACUCUCGCCCAAAAGGCAAGAUCUGCAGAAGAGAUCACAGAGUCCCACUGCUGGGCAAAGCUUGUACAGGAAACUGCCGAAGGAGCCAAAAGAAAAUUAUGACCUUCAAUCAGUCGCCACUUCCGGCACCGAAGCUGACCUCGCCUCACCUGGUGAAAACAGAAGUUCUGAUUGCCAGGAUGGUAGUGGUGUUAUGGAGAAUCCUACGCCCAGGGCCAGUGAAAAGAUCCAAAAUGAUGAAGAAAAAGAGAAGUCGGAGGAUCAGGAAGGAGAGGAAGGCUCUGGUAACAUAGUGGAGCAUAUCCUGAAAGAGUUGAAAGGUAUUAACAAGAUCCAGGAGGAAAUUUCUGACCUUAGGCAGUAUCUAUCAUCUGUGCGAGGUUCAGUGGACGAAGUGUCCUGCUGUGUCGAUGCAGUGCUGAGUGAAAUAGGUGAGCUGUACUCUGGGGCUUCAGCUGCACCUCAUCCUAGCCCUGUUUCUCAAGCGCCACGCAUCAGACAAGGAAGCCUGGGUAGACAGGACGCGGUCUCAUCUCCUCACAAUCGAAGUCCACUGAUGGAUCACAAAGACUUUGGAAAUGAUUCAGGAUAUAUGUCAUCUCACAGAUCACCCAAACAAUGGAUAGUUGAUCAAGCCAAUCUCAGAUCCGUCCAACAAACAGACCAAGAAAACUCUGAGCAAAAUUCAAACAUGCACAUGCUGAGCCAUACAAAUCCUGACCUCUGCUACAUGGAGCUUCAUUAUGGCUGCAACUACCAAAGCAGCAGCUCUUUGUCAUCAUAUCUGAGCUCCAACUGUCUGGAUGCGGGCUCUCUGUCUGGGCAAACAGAAUAUGAAAGGUGGCCCUCUGCUGAUAUGCAGCACAGUAUAAGCAGAGAAGGAGGCUGGAGUGAGGAGGACAUCUCCUCUUGUGCUAACAGCAGAGAGGAGCUGCAAAAUUAUCUACGUGUUUGGAACCGGUGUGCCACUGAAGAGACACAAAGCAGCACACCAGGCCAUUCAUCACACAACAGUUCUGAGCACCUCUCAUUAUUGUUUGGACAGCAUUACGAUUCUCCCUCACAUUCUUCCAGUGUGGUGGACUGGAGGCCUCUCAGAAAACAAACUGAGGAAGAAAACCUGGAGUGUGACUGUGCUGCAAACUGCCCAUUUUCCCGUAGUUCUGGUUAUCACACCAUGGAUGCUUGCCCAAACGAACAUGGAAGUGGGCCCUCCAGGAGCCUGAGCUGCUCCACAGUUCUUUUGACAGACUGUGAUGAUGGUAACCUAGAGCCGCAUUCACCAUGUGAUGAUUGUCCAUCCUCUGGGGACACUCUUGAUCUGGGGUCUGUUGAGAGUUUGGACAGAGAGUGGACAGAUCCUAGCAUUUCCAGGGAGGAUGCAGAAGAAUCUUUGUCACAGGAGUCGUCUGAAAUAGAUACUGAGGGCGCACCCAAGAACCCCAAUGUAGGCUUUGAUGUAACAACUUUUAGCAAGGCUGUACUCACUUUCAGGUCAGCUUUGAAAGGAGCGCUGAAAAAGCUGGAAGGAUCCAAUCCUGAAGUCGUAGAAGAGGAAAGUGGAAUUGAGAGAUCUUUAUCUCUGACCAGACAAGCCAGUGAUCCUAAGGAGGAGCAGGGUAGUGAUGUGUAUACAGAGGGAGAGGCUAGUCUCACAGAGAAUCAGACUCAGUUUGCCACUCCAAAGGAGGAGAGUGACAAUUCAGUCUACAUGGAUUGUGAGAUGCAUGAGAACCUGUCAGACUCUCUUCAGGCUUCUUCCCAUGAUGGAAGCUGUUCUCCCCACACCCCAGCUGAGCGUCACACUUUACAGAUUUCACAGGGUAAAGUAGAGUAUCUAACACAUGUGGAGCUGUCCAACAUUGACCACUCUCCAGCAAGACAGGCCGAAAGUCCACUGGGUCCUUUGCCCAGCACAGAUGAGUUACGAUUAAGUCCAAUUCGGGAAAACCAUGUUCUUGAUCAAGCAAACGAAGAGAAGCCAACCGAUGCCAGCCACAAAGAACGUAUAGCUAAUUUCCAGCGCAUUUUGAGGGAAAAGAGACAAACCCGCCAUAGACUGUCCAGAUCUACUCAAGGCUCAGUAGGGUCCCAUGGCUCUCAAGGGUCUCAGGGAUCCCAAUCUCUAGACGAGUUCAUCCCAGGUAUUUAUUAGCACCUACUUCUUUUGUUUUAAUAACUGGAAACGCCAGUAAUAAAAGCAAAAUAAUAAGAAUAAUCUUACACCCUCUAAUGAUAUAAUUCAAUGUACUAUAUUACAUUAUAUUGCAACCCUAUUUAGUUUUAGUAUCAUUACAUGCUAACUCUUGAAUGCAGUGCUUUUAUUAGUUGGCUCAGUUACAUCUGCUCCAUGUUAUUUCUAAUUCUUCUGUGGUUUCUUUUUCUUCACAGA